Sarcophilus harrisii (Tasmanian devil) is the source of this 7566-nucleotide messenger RNA. RefSeq names its product BTB domain containing 8 (gene BTBD8). Gene Ontology annotation, molecular function: protein binding; calcium ion binding. NCBI's taxonomy places the organism in Eukaryota, Metazoa, Chordata, Mammalia, Dasyuromorphia, Dasyuridae. The record is from RefSeq and is a predicted model, not a curated record.
GGAGACGGAUAGGUCCGGGGCAGACGGGCGUUGGGCUGCGUGCGCCAUGCUGGGCUUCCCCUCCGGUCGCGGGAGUUGGCUUCUGCCGGCGGAGCCAUGAGCUUAAGCCAAGAGCCGCCCUCGGCCAAGAGGGUGCAGCUGGAGAAGGGGCUGUUGGUGCCAGUGGACCAUCGGCUGCAGCCCCUGCGCUCCCUCCGCGAGCGCUCGCUGUUCCCGCCCCCCGUGGAGAACCCCUUCGUGGCCGAGAGGCACUUCAGUCCAUCGCGCUGGCUCUGCAUCUGGCUGAGCGGCCUCAUCCUGGUGCCCCUGCGCGUCGUGCUCCUGCUGCUGCUGGUCAUCCUCUCGUGGCCCUUGGUGUUCGCGGCCACGGCCUUCCACCCGCUGAAGCGGGCCCAGCCGCUGCCGCGGUGGAGGCGGCGGCUCACGCACCCGCUGUUGCAGGUGCUGGGCCGCAUCUUCUUCUUCUUCUUCGGCUUCAUUGUGAAGGUGAGGGGCACCGCGGCCAAUUCCCGCGAGGCGCCCCUGCUGGUGGCCGCCCCGCACUCCAGCUUCUUCGACGGCAUCGCCUGGAUCUUCGCCGGUUUGCCGUCCGUUGUGUCUCGGGAGGAGAACGCCAGCUAUCCGUUCGUCGGCAGGCUGCUCCUGGCCGGGCAGCCGGUGCUGGUGUCCCGGGGAGACCCCGAUUCCAGGAAGAACACGGUUAACGAAAUUAAAAGGCGCGCCACCUCCAAAGGGCGGUGGCCGCAGAUCCUGAUUUUCCCCGAAGCCACCUGCACCAACCGCACGUGCCUGAUCACUUUCAAACCGGGAGCCUUCGUCCCCGGAGUCCCCGUGCAGCCGCUGCUGCUCCGCUAUCCCAACAAGCUCGACACGGUGACCUGGACCUGGCAGGGGACUUCGGCCUUCCAGCUGCUCCUGCUGACCCUCACGCAGCCUUACACAAACAUGGAAAUGGAGUUCCUGCCUAUUUAUGUCCCCGACGAGGAAGAGAGAAGCGAUCCUGCCCUUUAUGCCCGAAGAGUACGGAACGUCAUGGCCAAUGCCUUACAGUUGCCUGUCACAGAUCAUACCUAUGAAGACUGCAGACUGAUGAUUUCUGCAGGAAAGCUGACCUUGCCUAUGGAAGCGGGCUUGGUGGAAUUUACCAAAAUCAGCCAGAAGUUAAAUUUGGAUUGGGAUACUGUCAGAAAACAUUUGGAUGAAUAUGCCACAAUUGCAACUUCCGCAAAAGGAGGCAGAAUUGGAAUUGAAGAAUUUUCCAAGUACUUAAUGCUUCCCAUUUCUGACACCCUGAAGCAACUCUUUGGCCUCUUUGACCGGAACCAAGAUGGUACCAUAGAUUUCAGAGAAUAUGUGAUUGGGCUGUCGGUCCUGUGCAACCCUGUCAACACAGAAGACCUUAUCCGCAUGGCUUUCAAGCUCUUUGACUUGGACGAGGAUGGCUACAUAACAGAGUUAGAGUUUGCCAGUAUUCUCCAGGCUUCUCUUGGCGUUAGAAACCUAGAAGUUUCAGGUCUCUUCCAAGAAAUAGCCAAAGAAAGCGCAGAUCACAUUUCCUAUACAGAAUUUAAAAGUUUUGCUAUGAAGAAUCCAGAAUAUGCCAGAUUGUUUACUACUUACCUAGAACUCCAGAAGAAUUAGAAAGAUGACAAAAUUGCUUUGGAAAAGAAGUCAUUGUACAAGGUUCAACAGCCAAUUUCAUAGAUCCUAAAAUCAAGUGGAGAAGUUUGUGCUAAAUCUGAACUUCAUCAGUUUACCAAAAGCAAAACAAAACAAAACAAUCUCAGAGCUGUUAGAAAUGCUAAAAACAACUUAAUAGAUAAAGAAAUCCAUUCAGAUAUCACUUUUUGUAUAGGCCCUACAUUGUUCAAAGCUCACAAAGCUGUGCUUUUAUCAAGAGUUCCAGACUUCUAUUUUCACACUAUUGAAAAAACAUUAAAUAAUUGGGAGAACCAUGUUCCUGUUGCUGUGGAGAACUUUGAACCUUCAGAAUUUAGAACAUUUUUACAAGUUGUAUAUUCAUCAGACAAAAGCUUAAAAAACUAUGAAGAAGAAAUCCUGAAAAAGAAGAUGCAUGGGGACAGGUUACAGCAGGAAACCCUGAAUAUUGAUGUAAAUUCUGGAAAAUAUGCCAAAAGUGAUGGAUGGUCAACCCCUUCCCAAAGGAGUUUGACAAAGCUUCAAGAUGGAAAUUUGUUUGGUUCCUCUCUCACUGAAGACUGUCAAGUUCCAGAACAAACCAGUGAUAAUGGGGACAACUUGUCCUUUAUAGACAGUUCUGACCUGGAACCUGCAUCUGAGUUAGGAGAAGAUUUGUUGAAACUUUAUAGGAAGCAUUGGUGCCCAGAUAUUGCUAUCUGUACUGAUGGGAAAAGUUUUCAAGCCCAUAGGGCAAUUUUGUGUGCCAGGUCUCGUUAUUUUGCAGCAAUGUUGAGCGGGUGUUGGGCUGAAAGCUCCCAAGAGCACAUCACUCUUCAAGGUAUAAAACCGGUAGAAAUGAAUGUUAUGAUGCAUUUUAUAUAUGGAGGGACACUGGACUUGCCAAAUAAAACUAAUGCAGGUCAAAUAUUAAACCUGGCAGAUAUGUAUGGAUUAGAAGGGUUAAAAGAAGUGACACUUUAUAUUCUUAAAAGAGACUACUGUAAUUUCUUCCAGAAGCCUAUCCCAGGAAGAUUGGAGGCUAUCCUAGAAUGUCUGAUUAUUGCUCAUUCGGUGGGAGUGGAAAGUCUUUAUGAUGAUUGUAUGAAAUGGAUUGUAAAGCAUUUUGCAAGGUGUUGGUCAGAGAGGAGCUUUGCAAAUAUACCUCCAGAGAUCCAGAAAAAUUGUCUUACUAUGCUAAUUCAAUCUAUAAAUGACAAAAACGCUGCCUUCCUUCUGAUGGAAAGUGACAGACUAAUCGUCAGCCUUCCCAGAGUGAAGUGGACUGAAGCAGCACUGACCAUGGCGUCUAGGCUUCAGGAAGAGUGCAUAGCAUUUAUUGUGGCCAACUUCUCCCAGACAAUACAGAGUGACAACUUUGCUCUUCUUUUACAGUCACAAGCAAUGAGUAGCACAGCAGAUCUCUUGGACAAAGUUCUUAAAGCAAUUGAGAAGAACAUCACCACUGAGAAUAGCUGUUUACUUCUAAUGGCUGUGGAUACUCUGCUGAAUGCUGAAAGUACAAAGGAAAUGGGUUUUACGUGCAAGAUCCAGGCUCUGCGUGAUAAGCUGUGGCUCUUCCUGGUUCAGUCUUUUUAUGCUGUUCGUCACACGGAAAGCUGGAGUCUGAUGAGACCAGAUGAUCAGCAGAAGAUCCAAGCAGCUGCAUUUGAUAAGGGUGAUGAUCGAAGACUUGGCAAAAAACCAAUAUUCAGUAGUUCUCAGCAAAGUAGAUCCAUUUCAGACUCUAGUGAUAUAAAAAACAGAUCUUGGAGAGGAAAAGACAAGAAAGACUACUGUAGUUACCCCUCCACUGAUCAAGAGAAAAUGAAAUCUGAUGGGCUAGGUGCUUCUGGACAUACAUCAAGUACAAAUAGAAAUUCUGUGAAUAAAUCUUCAAAACAUGAUGAUUUAAAGGGAAGGGACAGUAAAAAAGCAGUGUCUAAGAUUACAAAAGAUAUUAAAACUGGGGAAAAGAUUGCUUCUGGAAAGCCUAGAGCUGUUAUAAAGCCCAAAAUAGAAAAUAAUGAUAACACUAAGACUGAUAUGUUUGCUCGACAAGAUAUUGAGCGUUCCUCCUCCUCCUCCUUGAGUGGACAGAAAAAUUCAGUAAGUGGAAAAGGAGUAAAAACCCAGGAAGGAAAAGGAGCAGGUGCUCGGCCAAAAACUGUCACUGGAAGCUCAAAUAUGACAGCUAAAGCAAAGCCUCUGAAGAAAGCCACCGGGAAGGACUCUUCCUGCCCAGGUUCCACAGGCUCUCUCAGCAAGUCAGCCAGUUCAAGUGUGGAAUUACAAAGUCCCAGUGAGUGCCUGGAUGAACCAAAGGAGAGUGGAUCUGUAAAGGAAGAGAAGCCUUCUGACAGUAAACCAUCUCCUUGUAAUACUCUUCAAGGACAUCAAAUAAUGAAGAGCAACUUGGAGAUUUCCAAAGGUUCUGCUGCAGCUGUGAAAUCCCGGCCUGUUUCAAGGAAUCCUGAGGGAAUUUCCAACAAAAAACGAGUUAAUGAACAUGAGAAUCUCACAAGUAAUAGUACAACCAAGAAGGUUAUUGGCAAGGGGUCUGGUGAUCAUGUCUCCCAAGCAGUUUUGAAGAAAAGAGGACACAGUAGCUCUGUAGGUCUACAACGAGCAAAAAGUGCUCCAUCUAGUCUUACUAAAACCCAAGGAUCCCAAGGAGAUUCACCAAAUUCAUUAAAAUCUACAGCCUCUCUAAAACAUUCUGAAGAAAAUGUGAUACUAAAUCCAACACCUAAGAAAAAAGCCACAAAGCAAGCAUAUGCAUCUUUGGCAAAAGCCAAUGUAAAAACAAUGGCCAAAAUUCAGGUGCCCUCAAAGAAUGGGGAAACUGUUAACAAUAAAGAUCAGAAACAGAAAACUACUUCUGGGCAAUCUACAAUAAAGUGUCAGCCUUCUUCCCAAAGAUCUUCAAGAAGUGAAUCACCUGUGAUCCUAAAGAACACAUAUAAUGAUGGACCAAAAAAUUGGGGCCAGAAAAUUGAACCUAUUGGAUUCCAAGUUAAUGAUAAUAACAAAGCCAAACAGAAGCAACGUAGGUUACCAAUUAAUCCUGUAUUAGAGACCAAUGGUGUGAAAACAUGUUCAUCUUCAAGUCUGUCUGAUCCACAAAAGCCAUUAAAUUAUGAAGAAAUUGAUAAAUCUACAGUAGAAUCUGAAUUGUCACUCCCUCCUGUGAACAUUCAGAUUUUACCUAAACCGAAUGAAGCAGUAAAAAGUGAAGUAAAAUCCAAACACAUUUCUAAGGGUAAAAAUGACAUAAUGUAUCCUGGUGAUGGAGAAGGCAUUAAUUACAAUGUGCCUAAGAUACAUAGUGUUACUGAUGGGAGUGGUGAUGCAGAGUCAAAAUUUUAUAGCAGCACCCAUCUAAAAUCCAUGACUUUAAGUCCGAAUCCAGCCCAGCAAUGUGAAAUUAUUUGUAACUUUGUGGAUAAAAAUCACUUAGAUUCAGAAAAUAGAAAGCACUUGUCUUCAGAGAGAGGUAGCUAUUUGGAACAAAAGGCUACUAUAUCAGACAUUAAAAGUGGGAAAGAUACUUCAGUGAGCCUUUCAGAAAGAAUCAAUCCUGCUUUUAAUUCUGUACAAGAUGAAAGAAAAUCUCAUAUUUUUGAGGAAGAGCUAACCGUUAGUAGUCAGUUGCCGGAUGAAUUUUCCAUGCAAGAAGACAGGCAUGUUCCAAACAGAACAGAUGUCUCUGAUAAAUGUUUUUUGAGUCAAAUAUCAGAAAGAAAUUCUCCUAAAGAUGCAAACCCAAUGGGAAUGCCCGAGAGCCAUGAGAAUUUGGAAACUCCUUUUGUGGGUCAUUGGAACCUGACUACAGGUGGGAUGCACCAGCGGGAGAGUCCUGAAUCUGAUACUGGCAGUGCCACUACGUCAUCUGAUGACAUAAAGCCUCGAUCUGAAGAUUAUGAUGCUGGAGGGUCUCAGGACGAUGAGGGCUCGAAUGAAAGAGGCAUUUCUAAAUGCAGCACUAUGUUAUGUCAUGAUUUUCUGGGAAGAAGUAGCAGUGAUACCAGCACUCCUGAGGAACUAAAAAUCUAUGAUAGUAGUUUAAGGAUAGAAGUAAAAGUGAAAAAGCAAAACAACUCUGAUGUUUUCCAAGUCAAUUCAACAAGUGAUGAUGACAUUCCUAGGAAAAGACCCGAAAAUUUGUCUCAACAAGGGAUGGCAGUGAACCAUCCUCAGGAGAAAGAACAUCUUCCACGAGGAAGUAUUCCAUUUACUCAGGAAACAGACCAGGUUUCUUCCUCAGCAGACGAAACGGAAGAUGAAAGAUCUGAAGCUGAAAAUGUUGCAGAAAAAUUUCCUUUGUCCAACCCACCUCCUCAGCAGUUCCAAGGAAUUGUCAAUUUGGCUUUUGAAGAUGCAGCCGAAAAUGAAAGCCGAGGGUUUCCUGCAACUAACAAUUUUAAAAGGUCAAUUUUACUUUCCGUGGAUGAAUGUGAAGAAUUGGGAUCUGACGAUGGGGAAGUUCAUACCCCCUUUCAUCGCUCUAUCAAUUCUCUGACUCCUGAGGUUUUUGAUAGUCUUUGUCAUGAACAUCAUGGAAAAACUUCAUCUUCCAGAUACUCAGAAAUUGAAGAUAGUUUUUUAGAGUGCAAACAAAGUGAAAAAAGUGACAAAUCAGAAGGAAAGGGGAGCCUCCUCUUGGGUCCUAAUGAAUUUGACUCUACAGAAAGAGAUAAACAGGGUACUUCAGCAAACCGUGCAGCAGAUAUACCAGGUAAAGCAGAUGGACUUUGUCUCCCAGAAGAUGCCAGUGUGAGUGUUAGGUGUGAAGAGGACAAUGAAACACAGCAGUGCAUCCGGUUUUAUGAGGGUGAAAUAAAAUCUCAAGAAAGACCUUGUCAUUUGGCACUUCAUCAAAGAGAACCCAGUUCAGACACACCAAAGACCAACAACUCAACCUGGUCUGUGGACUCCCAGAGGAGCCAGGUUCUAACUCAGGAAGGUCUAGUGAAAGAAAUCUGCCAUGCACCUACUGAAAAUGCUAAUACUGCUCUCACUGCAGGAGACAUAGAUGGUUGUGACACAUUGGCACACACCUGCAUGUAUGAGCACCGGUCUUCAAAAGCCCUUUCUCCAAUCUAUGAGAUGGAUGUGGUCGAAGCUUUUGAGCAGAACAUGGAGACAGAGACACAUGGCACAGCCACAGACUAUGAAGAUAGCCAGCACUUUGCGGAACAAGAUUGGACUCUUUUAAAGCAGCUGCUGUCUGAGCAGGAUUCAAACCUCAACAUAAAAAACUCUGUUCCUGAAGACCUAAAUUUAGCACAGUAUCUGAUCAAUCAGACAUUGCUUCUAGCACGAGACAGUUCAAAACCUCAGGGUAAAGCACAUGUGGACACUUUGAGCAGAUGGAGUGAUCUCACAUCUCCACUUGAUGAUUCUUCAGCAAGCCUCACUAUGACAAGUUUUUCCUCUGAAGAUUGUUCUUCUCCCCAAGGAGAAUGGACAAUUCUUGAAGUAGAAACUCAGCACUAAAGAGGUCAAAAAUUUUUAGAAUUGUGAACUUCUUUACCCCUUAUUUUUUAUGCUUAUAUCCAUAUGAUAACUGCAUUAGCCAAAGGCAAACAGCCCUGGGUAUGGAGGGCUCUCUAAUCUUUCCAAUUUACCGAGGUUAAGGUAGUUCAUUUGUCAAUGAGAUAUAAUUACAGGUGGAGGAAAAGUUCAAAACUCCAACAAAUGUUUUUUCUAAGAAUCAUGAGCAUGUUGCUAUAGUUCUUUGAGAAAUUAGAAGUCUUGUAAGAAAAUUCUUGUCUCAUUUUUCCUCUCCCAGCUGGUCAUUUGUUCACUUGUCCUUUAAUACUCAAGGUGUGAAUGCACAAUAAGUGGAGCAGUUCCAUUUCCUUUUGCGCUGCAUAUGAUAACAUGGUAAUCUUCAACAAUAAAGGAUUCACUGUGCUUGUGUCA